AUGGCCGAGCGUCGGCGAAUAGAGGCUCAUGCAAGAGCUCGGACCGAAUCACAGCCACCAACGGCUGCCACUCGCUUACCCACACUAAAGACGCGGAGCGCCUCGCAGCCUGCCGAGCGGAAGGAGCAGGUGCAGAAUGAUGAAAUCUUCAGCAUCAUGGUCAAGAGGCAAAUGCAGAUGCGAAAGGACCUCGCGCAAUUGCGGACUCCAGUGGCACUGCCGAGGCUAGACGGAAAGCCUCCGCCGAACCACCAGGAACAAGCUGCUCAGCUCAUCGCCUCAAUGGCAGAAGCGGUGUCCAACUAUGGCCAACUGAAGCGCCAGAAGGGUGAGGCCCGGAGCUCGCCGGACAUCAACCACUGGCCUUCACUAGUACAACAAGCUGCGGCUGCCGCAGUGUCAGCGCAGCAGGCCGAAAGCACAGGUGCUCCAGACAUGCGGAGGGGUCUUUCCAAAAGCUCCCUUGCUUCAAACUCGGAGGAGACGCAUUUGACGCCCUUUGAAAGUGUGGUCCUAGAACGCCGCAAAGCCCGUGCAGCGCGCGCGGAGCGGGAACGGGAGCGGUGGCAGGAGGCAGCACUUCCAAAGCAAGACGCGGAGACCAUUGACAGUGCCAGGCCGCCAACUCCCUCCUACCCUUCGCCAUUCAAAGAGCAGCCGGCGCCGCCGCCCAUGCCGCCGGAGUGGAGCAAGGGCCUUUGGGAGCAGCGGAAGCGCGAGCUCGCGGAGGAACGCCGGAAGCGUGAGGCCGAACGCGACCACGGCUCGCCGCCACCGGUGCCGCCGCGCGUGCCACGGGGCGGUGCACCGGUGCACGGCACGCACCGGGCUCACGUGCCGCCCGAGGAUGUACCAGCCCCCUGGCGACCCUGGCGAUGUCCCAUCUUCCCCACCUGGACGAAGCCAGAGGGCCGACCCGAGCCCGUGGAUUCGCCCUGUACGGGGCCGUCAGCAGGCCCACCUGCUGGAAGAGCACCCUGGAACUGGGGCAGCAACCUCUUUGGAAGUAGCAAGGUCAAGCCUUUGAUCGAGGCACAAUGCGAGAAAACAGCUCGACGAACGCAAGAGCUCAUUGCAGAGCUCGAAGCCCAGAUGGCCAAGACGCGGCCGUUGCCGUUAGAGGAGCGCAAGAGAGUCUUCAAGGACCUUCAGCGCCGAUUUCACCCAGAUAAGAAUCUAUUGGAAGAAGAAUCUGCGACCCUUGCUUUUCAACAUCUCAUGGAUAGCCGCCAUACCUAUUUACACGCGGCAUAG
Durusdinium trenchii is the source of this 1254-nucleotide messenger RNA. Lineage: Eukaryota; Dinophyceae; Suessiales; Symbiodiniaceae. The record is from the annotation of a GenBank genome assembly.